Messenger RNA from Anolis sagrei ordinatus, 2864 nucleotides. It is a transcript of the gene ZBTB1, whose product is annotated as zinc finger and BTB domain containing 1. Gene Ontology annotation, cellular component: nucleus. Gene Ontology annotation, molecular function: DNA-binding transcription factor activity, RNA polymerase II-specific; protein binding. Lineage: Eukaryota; Metazoa; Chordata; Lepidosauria; Squamata; Anolidae. Gene Ontology annotation, biological process: regulation of transcription by RNA polymerase II. The record is from RefSeq and is a predicted model, not a curated record.
UCCCUUCCCGAGCCGGCGGUGAGCCAAGAUGGGCCGAGGCAGUUUGGGCAUUUGGCUCUGCAGGGACAGAGGGGAGAGGGAGGGGUCCAGGCUGCUUCUGCGGCCGGAGAAGGAGCAGCAGCAGCAGCAAGAGGAGGAGGAGGAAGAGGCGGAAGUCCUUUGUUGCUGCCGCCGCUGCAAAGCCAGGAAGAGCAGGAGGAGAGAGCCCGGGGAUCCCCAAGAGGGAAGCCUUCUGUUCCAAGGCCGGGGAAGGAAGACGGCUGCUGCGUCCAACUCGUGAUCAGAAGGACGUUGGCAAAGUGGAAGAGUUGCAGAAGGAGCCUGCAAGGAUGUUAACAAAGUUCAGAAAGCAAGUCAGAUGAAACAGCUGCAGGAACUGGAGCUGUGAUUCAAGCACAAGAUGGCAAGGACAAGCCAUAGCAACUAUGUUCUUCAGCAGCUCAACAACCAAAGGGAGUGGGGAUUCCUCUGCGACUGCUGCAUUGCGAUCGACGAUAUCUACUUCCAGGCUCACAAAGCAGUCCUGGCCGCCUGCAGUUCUUACUUUAGGAUGUUUUUCAUGAGCCAGCAGCACAGCACAGCACAGCUCAAUCUCAGCAACAUGAAGAUUACAGCCGAAUGCUUUGAUCUCAUUUUACAGUUUAUGUACUUAGGGAAAAUCAUGACAGCCCCAGCCAACUUUGAUCAGUUUAAAGUGGCCAUGAAUUCCCUUCAGCUCUAUAACGUGCCAGAAUGUUUAGAAGAUAUACAAGAUGCAAACUCCUCUGGGUUGCAGUGUUCCUCUUCUGCUUCUAGCACCCAAAAUAGCAAAAUGAUUUUUGGCGUCCGGAUGUAUGAAGACACGUUGGCUAGAAGUGGGAGUGAAGCAAACAGGUGGGGUGUCGAGCCUCCAAGUUCAACGGUGAGCACCUCCCAGAGCAGGGAGGUGGAUGAGGAACCCUUGCAGCUGAGCAGUUUCCCUGAGCAGCCCUUGGAAAGCUGCAAAAGGAGUACUGUGCCCAAGCACUCAAGCACCAAAGACCGAGUAUCCAAUUCACGGCGCUUUGGAAGAAGUUUUACAUGUGAUGGCUGUGGCUUCAGCUUCAGCUGCGAGCGGCUGUUAGAUGAGCACAUCACGUCAUGCACUAACAGGCAUUCAUAUCAGAAUGUCAAGUAUUAUGGGGCUGAAACAAAAGACAACAGUGAGGGAGACUCUGCUCUUACAAUGUCAUCUUCCCAGUUGGAAAAAUACAAAGCAGAUGGAGACCAUGCUACGGACAGGUCUUCAUCCCCAGCAUCAAAUGUAACAAGUGGGAAAGGCAGCAGCCUUACUUUGGAGCAGUUAGACGAAGAACGAAGCCGAGCCAGUGAGAGGAAAAGGAUUAUUGUCAAGAUGGAGCCGGAUGACCACCCAGUGGAUGGCCUGAAAGAGUUCAACAUUAUCAAGGUGACAGAUGGUAAUGAUUCCACCGACAAUGAUGAUCUAGAUGAUGAUGAGCCAGUCUAUAGAUAUUACAUUGAGGAAGAGGUGAAUGAAAGCAGACGUGUUAGGAAAGCUCUCUUAAAACCUCACAUGCCUAUUGAUGGAGGGACUAGGAAAUACUUUAGAAGUGCCAGGAUCCUUAACAAUAAAGUGAAUGUAGUCAAGGAAGUGACAGAACACGCAUCCUGUGAACUGUGUGGGUUGACAAUCACAGAAGAAGACCUGUCUUCUCAUUACUUAUCCAAACACAUAGAAAAUAUAUGUGCCUGUGGGAAAUGUGGCCAGAUAUUAGUCAAAGGACGACAGCUGCAGGAUCAUGCCCAGAGUUGUGGAGAGCCCCAAGACUUGACCACGAAUGGCGUAAGAAAUGCAGAAGAGAAAAUUGACCCAGAAGAGAGCCCCGAGGAACAAGCUGAAAACCAAGAGAUGAUGUAUGUUGAGAUGUUGGAUGAGUUUGGGGACAGUCAUUUCCAGAUGAACAGUCUCCCAAAGAAACAACUGUACAGGGAUUCAGCAUGCCCUUUCCGAUGCCCUAACUGUGGCCUCCGUUUUGAAACAGAAAACUUGGUGGUUGAACACAUGUCCAGUUGCUUGGACCAAGAUCUGUUCAAGAAUACCAUUUUGGAAGAGAAUGAAAGGGACCAUCGCCGCAAACAUUUCUGCAGUCUCUGUGGGAAAGGCUUUUAUCAGCGUUGUCAUUUGCGGGAACAUUAUACUGUGCACACCAAGGAAAAACAGUUUGUUUGUCAGACUUGUGGUAAGCAGUUCCUAAGAGAACGCCAACUGCGCCUUCACAAUGAUAUGCACAAAGGCAUGGCUAGGUAUGUCUGCUCCAUUUGCGACCAAGGAAACUUCCGAAAGCACGACCACGUCCGGCACAUGAUAUCCCAUCUAUCUGCUGGAGAGACAAUAUGCCAGGUCUGCUUUCAGAUUUUCCCAAAUAAUGAAGAACUGGAGCAGCACAUGGAUGUUCACUUGUACACAUGUGGUGUUUGUGGUGCCAAAUUUAACCUGAGGAAAGAUAUGAGAUCGCACUAUAACGCCAAACAUUUGAAAAGAACAUGAGCACAUAAGGCUUGUGGACAUGAACUAAAACAAAAAGGAACACCAAAGCAAGCAAUAGUGCAUAAAGGAAAUGAAUUGUCCUGUUUAACAUGACUGGGGUUUUUAAAGAGCCUUUAAGUCAUAUCCAUCUUCAUUUAAGGUCUUAAAAGUAUUUAAAGUAUAUACAUACUGCUUAAAAACAACAAAUGUUUAAUUAUUGCAUUUUUACUCUUGCCAGUUUCUGUUUCUGAUUUUUUUCUUGUUGCUCUCUUAAAUCAUUACUCUGCACUGUAGAUUAUAAAGGUACACUGUCGUAUUCAAGGCACUAGCUUCUAUUAAACAGCUUCACAUCAGUAAA